This is a messenger RNA of Drosophila yakuba, 3833 nucleotides long. RefSeq names its product RILP-like protein homolog (gene Rilpl). The transcript is spliced from 4 exons. The coding region runs from base 506 to 1837 and encodes 443 amino acids. NCBI's taxonomy places the organism in Eukaryota, Metazoa, Arthropoda, Insecta, Diptera, Drosophilidae. The record is from RefSeq and is a predicted model, not a curated record.
UACUCAUCAGUUCCAGUUCCAGUUCGGUUCAGCAAAAAUUGUGCAAAUAAAUUGCGGAAAGACGAAUUGUUUAUGUGGGAAUCGGCAGCGAAAAGCGAAGCGGCGGCAGCAAGACGACGGCACCAACAACUAAAGUGAAUGAAGUGAGCAUUGCCACUCCCACGCACACCACCGUGCAGUCUGUGUGUGCGAACGGCGAACUGCGAGUUGCGAAGUGCGAAUUCCGUACUUCGGAUUCCUCACCCGCCCCCGCCUCUGCCCCCGCCCUGCACGAAGCACUUGGAAAACCAACACCUGUCCUUUUAGUGCAAGAGGAAUCCCUGCCAGCUGGUGCAGCCAUUUGCGAAGGACCUCCAAGGAGCAGGACACGGUGGAAAGCGCCGAACACUGAAGCGGGUCUUCAGUAAAACGAGAGAGAGAGAGAGAGAGUGUGUGCCAUAAGUCCGCUUGGCAGGAGUCACAGACUAGCCACCUGACCACUUGACCACCUGACCUGACCACCUGGAUGCCCGGCUUUCACCUCAAUGAGAUGGGUGAAAUGGUCCUGGACGCCAUCGACGACAUCGGCGUGGUCGAUGUGUACGACUUGGCAUCGGACAUUGGCAAGGAGUACGAGCGGAUCAUGGAUCGCUUCGGCACGGACGCAGUCAGCGGGCUGAUGCCCAAGAUCAUCAACACCCUGGAGCUGCUGGAGGCGCUGGCCACAAAGAACGAGCGCGAGAACGCCACCAUCCAGGAGCUGCGCGACAAGGUGGCCCAGCUGGAGAGCGAGAAGCUGGAGAAGGCCGAGUUCCGGCGGCGCUUCGACAAGGAGCUGGAGCUGAUUGAGGAGCAGUGGCGCAGCGAGACCAACGAGCUGGUCGAUCUCGUCUCCUCGCUGCAGGACGAGAACAAGCGGCUGGUGAAGCAGACGCAGGACCUGCAGUCCUCCUCUGCUCAGAGCUCCGGCCUGGGCGCCAGUCUCACCGAGAGCAUUAUCAGCAUGACCAACCACGAGCUCCACGGCGCCCUCUCCGAUACCCAAGUGCUGCAACGGCUCAAGGAGCAGAUAUACAAGCAGCGCGACGAGUUGAAGCACCGCGAGCGGGAGCUGCAGGACAAGUACAGCGAGCUGGAGCACCUCAAUAUCCAGGCGGAGCGGCUGAAGGCCUCGGAGCGGGACACCAGGCGCCGCCACAAGCUGAUGCAGGCCCAGGUGAAGACGCUCUGCGAGGAGCGCGCCGACUUUCUGGCCCAGCUGCAGGACCAGAGCCGCGAGAUCAACCAAUUGCGCAAGCGAUUGGGGCUGGCCGAAAAGGAGAACGAGGACUUGGUGGCCUCGUACGACGAUGGCCAGAACGAUCCCAACCGGCCGCGGUACACCACGCGCGAGCUGAAAGAGUUGAUUAGCGAGCGGGAUGAGCUGCUGACCACCAUCGAUACCCUCAACGAGCAGCUGGCGGAGCUGAAGCCGCCCAGCCAGGCGAAGGGCAAGCGGCAGCGCCACUUCUCCAGCUCCGAUGACAGCGAUGAGGAAGACGAUGGUCACGUGGCGGACAACGACGACGACGACGACGAGGAGGAGGAGGCAGCCGAGGCAAACGAGCUGGAGCCACCAGCUGCCGGAGAAACGCCACCUGGACACGAUGCGCCCGUGCAGGGACCUUUGCCCUACGAGCCGGACGAUGCGCCCUGGAAGAAAAGCUCCGAGUCGGGAAUACGCAAAUUCUUUCGGAAGCUGUUCUCGGACCCGUCGGACGGCAGCAACACGUUCCCGAAACGUUCCUUGGCCACGCUCUCCAAGAUGGCGCUGUCGGCCACGCCCGGUUCCGUUUCCGCCUCCGCAGCGGCGAAGUAAGCGCCCCUUAAAGCAUCCGAGUUGGCGUGCAUUUCACUUUUCGUUUGUUUUCUGUUUUUCCGUUUCAAUUUCCGUUUCCGUUCCAUUCCGUUCCGUUUGCACUGCCCCGCACCCCUGCAUCUUGCAUCCUAAUUUAUUAUUUAUUUUUUACAUCUUACAAUUACGAUUACGUUUACGUUUAGUCUAGGCAAGAGCCUGUAUCUGACCCUGUCCCUCGCCAUUCACCUGCUCCGCCUGAGCUGUACAUACAUAGUUUACACACUCGAUUGCUGUGCUCUCGUAAUUCUAAGUUGUUAUGCGAUUUUGUUUACGUAAUACGCGUUUUUUUCGUAACUCGUAACUCGUAACCCCUAACUGUACUGGAUAUAUUUAAUACGAAUCCACUUUGUAUUUUUUUGUACCUUCGAUUUAUUCUAACUUGAUUAACGACUACCACAUAAGACACAUAAAACAUACACAUCCCCUACAUGUGCAAGUGUUCCAAAGAACAAGAACAAAACGAGAACGAGAACGAGAUUGAGAUUGAGAUCGAGAUUGCCGAGUGAGUUUUUAAUGAAUUUAGACAAACGACAAGCAGACAAAUGACAAACACAAGCUGAGAAAGACAAACAGUCCUCCCAGGAAAGCGAUUCGGUUAGGAGGACUCUGGUUCUGGGACCCCAGAUUUUAGAAAGUCAAUGAAGAACGGGAAGAUUUUGCUUCAAUUAUCCGUAGUGUAACUCUAUCCCCAAGACCCCACAUCUAUCUUGCUCCUCGGCUAUCGCCAACCCGUAUGAGUAUUUUAGCAUUCUCAUAGCAGUUGCCCCAAGCGGCCUUAUAAAUAUAUUACAAAUUUAUCAAAAUACGCAAACCUAGAGCGAAAAAGAAAAUGAAAACCUAAAAGUAUAUAUAAUUGAUAUAUAAUUAGCAAACGUUACAACCUUAGCGCAUUGUUUGUUGACUUGAAUUGAACUAACUAACGAAACCAAUCUCAGCAUAGUAGAUUCCAUUGAUCGAUUCGAUUCGAUUCGAUUCGAUUAGAUUGAUUAGAUUACAUUGCACAAAGAUGCCAAAAAGCGAAAAUCUCCGCGUAAGCCCAUUGCCCAUUGCCCAAUGCCGGCCAGUCUGAAUCAAGGAAUGUUUUAGCUAAGAGUUUUACCAUAGACUUAGCCACUGACCAGCUCGAAUUGUUGUUACCCUGUCCAGGCGCCUUCGCCCAGAGACCCCACUCCACUUCAAGCCCAGUGCUCUCGAGGAGAUCUCAGCCUGAUCCUCGAGCGAAGCUAUUAUCCAUGUUGAUUUGGACCCCCUUUCCCUUCCACUCACCAAGCACAAACCGGUUACAUAUCAGCUCCAUCGCCAUCGUCGAUGCGAACGUGCCAAAGACUAAUGGUCAGACCCUGUCCCCUCAACUCCCACUCCCACUCCCCGCACCGCACCGCACACCCAACACCCCACGACGCCCACUCCACACAUACCAAUCUCAAUUAACCCAUCUCGUUUUGAACACCACACCAACAAAAAGAGUGGCAACUGAACUUUUAUAAAUCUGAACACGAGCGUAAUGGAGUCGCCAUGAAAAUGGGCUAACAAAGAGUGUCGAGUUGGGUGAAGACCACGAGGAAGAUGGAGAGAGACAUUGAGUAUUUGGUGAAUUAAUGUUAACUAAAUUUAUAUACACAUAUACACAUGCAUUAUACAUAAUAUACUUUACUAUAUACUAUGUAAUACCGUAUUAUAUGGAACUAUGACUAACCAAAAGACAACAAGGCAACAAUUAUACAAAAUUAAAAGCGUACCAGGGUGGCACUUGGACCAUGGACCGCAGGAGCGACCACAGCGAGGAUCGGAUCGCAUCGGAUCGGAUCGGAUCGGUUCGGAUCGGAUUGGAUCGCAUCAUAGUGCAUCGAGGCCUCCGCAUCCGGGUAUCAUCCUGUCCAGCACCCCUGUACGUACAUCAAAUUUAUGAGUGGCUCCCUUUGAGCGCCCACCAAAAUAAAACUUAUGAACCAUGGAA